UUCGCCCGUCUUAUUUGCAAGACAAAAAGCUCAAGAUUCAGCGUCUUGGAAACUAAUCUUGUAAAUGAAACUCAUAAAAGUCAGAAAGUUAUAAUUUAUAUCACCACUUCCAGAUCGCCUGGACACGGGAUGUGUGGCUGCUUAGUAACAUUUCUCUUUAUGAAUGUGAUGAAAAUAAUGUUUCCUCUUGUGUUUGCCUGCUCGAGUAUUUUACGGUCUCUCCCUCCCACACACACACACACACACACACACACACACUCACACACACACACACACGACUUUCCUUUGGGCUGACUGACUGGGAUUCCCGCACCAGUAAAGAUUUUAAAAUGUCCAGACAAAGACUGCCGACCACAAAGAGUGGCCCUGUUGUUCUCCACAUGGUUACCAGAGCGGCUGCAGGAAGCUCCAGUUGUGAGGUGUUUACUGAGAGUCACAUACGUGUUACCUUGGACUCCCCUCCGCUCCCCCUAUUCAUGUGAGGAAUCUCAUUGUUGGGUCGGACAUCAUUCAAGCUGGUGUUUUAAGGCCAGAGGGAGGCUCCCACUCAUCACAGCGCUGUGGUCGUGGGAGCUGCUACGUCUCGAGCUGAGCAGACGGAGAAGAUGGCACCUGCCCGUUUGGUUCUGGCCUGGUUUCUGUUCACCGUGAGGACGGGCACCUCGGCAGAGGUUCUGCAGCCGGAGGAGGCUGAGCUCAAUGAGACGGUCGUCUGCACCAACGACCACAUGGAGGUCGUUCUUCCCGCCGCCUUCUUCCUCAACAAAGUGCCUCCAGUUUAUGUUUGGGAUUUGCAUCUGAAUGAUCCGGAGUGCCGCGGCGUGGAGGUCGGAGACGACUACGUUUUCAGCAUCAAGACGAAUCUCUCCGACUGCGGGACGAUCAUGGCCUCGGAUGACUCACACAUCCUGUUCAUUAACACGAUACACAACAACGCCUCGGAGGUCAUCACCAGAAACUACAUCAACAUCACGUUCGUCUGCAGAUACCCCGUCAACUACCUGGUACAGCAGCCUGCAGGGGAGAACAGGAUUCGGGUGGACAUCAGAACCAUCACUCUGAACACGGAGGACGGGAACUUCUCCGUGUCCAUGUUGCUGUACAAAGACGACGCGUUCGAGGACCGAUGGACCACCGUGCCAUCGCUCACGCUGGAGGACGACAUCUUUGUCAAAGUGUUCAUGAUUCCUGAUGCUCAGUUGAUGCUGCGUGUGGACAGAUGUUGGGCGACACCGAGCAGCGACCCGUACAGUAACAUUCAGUACACCUUCAUCAGAGACAGCUGCCCAGUGCUGUCUAACCAGCAGACUCUGAGCGUGCUGAAGAACGGCGAGGGCGCAGAGGCCACGUUCAGGAUACAAAUGUUCAAGUUUGUUGGCAGCUCGUACAGCAACGUCUUCCUCCACUGCAACGUCCAGAUCUGCCACAACAGCCCGGGGCUGUGCCAGCCUAACUGUUCCGCUGACGGUGAAGAUGAAUAUCUCAGGACACGGAGAGACAUCCCGCUGUCUCAUACGGUGUCUUAUGGACCAAUCAGACGACUUCUAAACGACAGUGAAGAACCCAAUCUGAAUGCGGGCGUCCUCCCUGCUGUGGAGACAUUUGUCCUCGGGGGGCUGCUGCUGGGGCUGCUGCUGGUCUCGGGGGUGUUCGGGAGGCUGUGGCUGCGCUCCAGACAUUUCUACCCGGCGAGGGAGGCGCAGCUCAUCUUGUCCAACGUCCACCACAUGUCAGAGGUGGCCUCAUGAAGCAGGGGACCUUCUGGAGAAGAGAAAGGCUGCUGAUUAUCAUCAUCAUGUAUUAAUCUGCAGAAUCUUCUGUAGAUGCAUCGUUCAAAUGUCCUUCCCAGGUUGUCAAAGUCCAAGCUGAUGUGUUUCAAUGUCUUGUUCUGUCACUUUGAUAUAAAAUGGAGAAGAGCAGCAAAUCUCGACAUGUGAGGCUGAAAACAUCGAAAGUGUUUCUGCAGCUCCGACAGGUACAGGUGUGAUUCAUAAACAGGAUCAGAGCAUGUUUCUCUUGGAAGUGUAAGAAAUCAUCUUAAUAAAAAGG
Cottoperca gobio is the source of this 2049-nucleotide messenger RNA. RefSeq names its product uromodulin. Bases 606 to 1748 code for a protein of 380 amino acids. The record is from RefSeq and is a predicted model, not a curated record. NCBI's taxonomy places the organism in Eukaryota, Metazoa, Chordata, Actinopteri, Perciformes, Bovichtidae. The transcript is spliced from 9 exons.